CUAUGCUUUCAUUUUCAACUUUUUUUCCUUUCACCAUUACCAUAACUAACCACCUUGAAAAUUCAGUUUCACAAACAAUAACAACAAUGCCAUUGCCACCAUCAAAUUUCCCUCUCCGUUGGGAAACAACAGCACAACAAUGGUGGUACGCAUCACCAAUCGAUUUAGCAGCAGCAAACGGUCACUACGAUCUCGUCAUCGAACUUCUUCACCUCGACACAAAUCUCCUCAUCAAACUCACUUCUCUUCAACGAAUUCGCCGUCUCGAAUCUCUCUGGAACUCUCAGUUCUCCACCGUCGCUAAAUGUCGUUCUCGCGUCGCGAAAAAUCUCAUGAUCGAAUGUGAAACGGAGAAAAAAGGUAGAAAAAUUAACUCUCUAGUUAAAGCUGGUUAUGGUGGAUGGCUUCUUUAUACUGCUGCUUCUGCUGGUGAUGUUGAUUUUGUUUGUGAAUUGUUGAGAAGAGAAUCUUCUCUUGUUUUUGGUGAAGGUGAGUAUGGUGUUACUGAUAUUUUGUAUGCUGCUGCUAGGAGUAAAAAUUGUGAGGUUUUUAAGAUUUUGUUUGAUUGUGCAAUUUUGAAAAAUAGUGAUGAAUUGGUUUUGGAUGAGGUUUUUAAGAUUGAUAUGGUUAAUAGAGGUGUUCAUGCUGCUGCUAGAGGUGGUAAUUGGGAGAUAUUGAAAGAGUUUGUUGGAAGUGAUUCUGAUAUUUUAGCUUAUAGAGAUUCUUAUGGAUGUACUGUUUUGCAUACAGCUUCUGCUACAGGACAAGUUGAGGUGGUGAGAAAGCUACUGGAAUCAUUUGAUGUUAUCAACUUAACAGAUGCUCAAGGGAACACUGCAUUACAUGUAGCUUGUUACAGUGGUUACUUACCUGUGGUAGAGAUUCUGAUGCAUGCUUCUCCCUCACUAGCAUCGUUAACCAACCACCAUGGAGAUACUUUUCUUCAUUUGGCAGUGGCUGGUUUCAAAAGUCCUGGUUUCUGUAGACUAGACAAGCAUACCGAACUCAUGAAGCAAUUGGUGAGUGAAAAGAUUGUGAAGACACAAGACAUCAUCAAUGUUAAGAACAACGAUGGAAGAACUGCUCUUCAUGUAUCAGUGAUCGAUAACAUCCAAUGUGAUGUAGUGGAAUUAUUGAUGUCUGUGCCAUCAAUUGAUUUGAACGUUUGUGAUUCUGAUGGGAUGACCCCUUUGGAUCUUUUGAAGCAAAGAUCACAAUCAGCAUCUUCCGAUAUUUUAAUCAAACGGUUGAUUUCUGCGGGAGGGAUAAAUUGUAAACUUAGUUCAUAUAAUUCUGAAUCAAGUUGCACGCCGCAGAAGAUCCAAAUCAGUGUAAAUGGAGGUAGUCCUGGGACUUCAUUUAGAAUACCAGAUGCAGAGAUAUUCUUGUACACCGGCAUCGAGAAUGCAUCUAAUGCUAAUUAUGAUCAAACAAGUCUUGAAUCAUAUUCAUGUUCAAGUGAACUAGGUGAUACUAAUUUUGACGCCGUCAAUUCACCAUAUAACAACAAGUCUCAUUCUGUCAAUUAUACAGCAAGACGCUUAAAGUAUCUUCUUAGGUGGCCUAGGAGAAAAGAUACAAAAGCAACUUUCUCAGAAUUGGAAGAUGAUGAUUCUCUUGAUCCUUUUAGUUCAAGUAGAAACUUGGAAGAAUUUUCAAUCCCAUUACGGCAAAGAUACUCACAACCAUGCUCCCUUAGAGGACAAUCUAUAAGGAGUUCAACUCCAAGUCCAUCCUCUAAAAUGAAUUUCACUGCAGGCCUCAUGCAAGGAGUAAUUCAGUUAAAUCCACAUGGUACUCUUCCUACUCAUUCAACUCCUAAUCUUUUUCAAGAAUUAUCUGUGGUUUCUCUAUCUUCGAUAAAAAAACAAAAGGGUCUUGAUAUAAUGGGACCCUCUUGCUCGUAUCGGUCUAUAAAAGAUGAUGGCGCACUUCAAUUGAACUACAAACAGGGUUCUUUCAAUAAGAAAACAUUGAUGAAUCGAUAUCUUUCUUUUGGAGCAGAAGGACUGACGAUGGAAGAUACAAAUAGAUGUGAAUCAAAUGGGAGUUAUAAGCGUUUCAGUUCUUUAGUUGCCUAGUAAGAACAUUAUAAUAAUUAUAUUCUUAGCUUGUAAUGACAAUUUUACAAAUGUUUCUUCUGUAAUUUAUAUAUGCAGUAGAUGCACAUAAUGAUAGUUGAAAAACAAGCAA
Trifolium pratense (red clover) is the source of this 2193-nucleotide messenger RNA. RefSeq names its product serine/threonine-protein phosphatase 6 regulatory ankyrin repeat subunit B-like. The coding region runs from base 3 to 2081 and encodes 692 amino acids. Gene Ontology annotation, cellular component: chloroplast outer membrane. The record is from RefSeq and is a predicted model, not a curated record. Lineage: Eukaryota; Viridiplantae; Streptophyta; Magnoliopsida; Fabales; Fabaceae. The transcript is spliced from 2 exons. Gene Ontology annotation, molecular function: chloroplast targeting sequence receptor activity; protein binding. Gene Ontology annotation, biological process: protein targeting to chloroplast.